AUGGAAUCCGUCCGCGUCAUCCAGCCUACUUUCCUGGUUACCCCGACUGACGCAAAGGCCAAUCUCGACAGGAUCUCCGAGCUUGUUCGUUACUGCCACAACGUCUUCAUCCAGAGCGGCGAAGCCCCCUACGCACCAGUCAUCGUCGCCUGCAACCGAGAGACGCAUAAGGCCCUCCUCAUCAACACCAAGGUCUUUGAUCCCUGCAUUGUCCCCGUCAGCACCCUAGACGCAACAAUCAACGUCACCAUCUGA
This is a messenger RNA of Colletotrichum higginsianum IMI 349063, 255 nucleotides long. RefSeq lists its product as uncharacterized. The transcript has a single exon. Lineage: Eukaryota; Fungi; Ascomycota; Sordariomycetes; Glomerellales; Glomerellaceae. The coding region runs from base 1 to 255 and encodes 84 amino acids. The record is from RefSeq and is a predicted model, not a curated record.